ACCAAGGCCCUCUGCAUGGAUCCAGGGAAUCAUGCAUGACCCCUAGGGGGCUUCACAAGUGUUCACAGAGGAAGAGCGCUCUCUCGCCAUGGAGCCGAGUAAGAAGAUGGACCCUUCCGGCCCGCUGCAGACCAACCCGUCGCUUAAGCUGCACCCGGACCGCGGCGCGGGCGCCCCAGUGCUCGUCCCCGAGCAAGGAGGGUACAAGGAGAAGUUCGUGAAGACCGUGGAGGACAAGUACAAGUGCGAGAAGUGCCAGCUGGUGCUGUGCAACCCCAAGCAGACCGAGUGUGGGCACCGCUUCUGCGACAGCUGCAUGGCCAUCGUGCUGGGCUCCGCCAACCCGAAGUGCACCGCGUGUCAGGAGAGCAUCGCUAAAGACAAGGUGUUCAAGGAUAACUGCUGCAAGCGGGAGAUCCUGGCCCUCCAGAUCCACUGCCGGAACGACGGCCGCGGCUGUGCCGAGCAGCUAGCCCUGGGACAGCUGCUGGUGCAUUUGAGGAACGACUGCCAGUUUGAAGAACUCCCGUGUGAGCGUGCUGACUGCAAAGAAAGGGUCUUGAGGAAAGACCUGCGCGAUCACGUGGAAAAGGCCUGUAAAUACCGCGAGGCCACGUGCAGCCACUGCAAAAGCCAAGUCCCGAUGAUCACGCUGCAGAAACACGAAGACACUGACUGUCCCUGCGUCGUGGUGUCCUGCCCGCACAAGUGCAGGGUCCAGACCCUCCUGAGGAGCGAGUUGAGUGCCCACUUGUCAGAGUGUGUCAAUGCCCCCAGCACCUGUAGUUUUAAGCGCUAUGGCUGCGUUUUUCAGGGGACGAACCAGCAGAUCAAGGCGCACGAGGCCAGCUCCGCGGUGCAGCACGUGAACCUGCUGAAGGAGUGGAGCAGCUCCCUGGAGAAGAAGGUUUCCUUGCUGCAGAAUGAAAGUGUGGAGAAAAACAAGAGCAUACAAAGCUUACACAAUCAGAUAUGCAGCUUUGAAAUUGAAAUCGAGAGACAAAAGGAAAUGCUGCGAAAUAAUGAAUCCAAAAUACUGCACUUACAGCGAGUCAUCGACAGCCAAGCAGAGAAACUGAAAGAGCUCGACAAGGAGAUCCGCCCCUUCCGGCAGAACUGGGAGGAAGCAGACAGCAUGAAGAGCAGCGUGGAGUCCCUGCAGAACCGCGUCACCGAGCUGGAGAGCGUGGACAAAAGCUCAGGGCAGGCGGCCCGCAACACAGGCCUGCUGGAGUCCCAGCUGAGCCGGCACGACCAGAUGCUGAGCGUCCACGACAUCCGCCUGGCCGACAUGGACCUGCGCUUCCAGGUGCUGGAGACCGCCAGCUACAACGGCGUGCUCAUCUGGAAGAUCCGGGACUACAAGCGGCGGAAGCAGGAGGCCGUCAUGGGGAAGACGCUGUCCCUGUACAGCCAGCCCUUCUACACCGGCUACUUCGGCUACAAGAUGUGCGCCCGGGUCUACCUGAACGGCGACGGCAUGGGCAAGGGCACGCACCUGUCGCUCUUCUUCGUCAUCAUGCGCGGAGAGUACGACGCUCUGCUGCCCUGGCCCUUCAAGCAGAAGGUGACGCUCAUGCUCAUGGACCAGGGCUCCUCACGGCGCCACUUGGGGGAUGCGUUCAAGCCGGACCCCAACAGCAGCAGCUUCAAGAAGCCCACCGGGGAGAUGAACAUCGCCUCCGGCUGCCCGGUCUUCGUGGCACAGACUGUGCUGGAGAACGGGACGUAUAUCAAAGAUGACACCAUUUUUAUCAAAGUCAUAGUGGACACUUCGGAUCUGCCUGACCCCUGACAGCCGCGGGGGCGGAUUGAGCAGAAGGCACCUCCUCGGGGGUUGGAGCCACUGUCUCCACCGGAGUCCUCACGCUCAGUGAGGACCUUGUGGAGCGGCCAGUGCAGGAGGCGGCUGCGGCCGGCGGGAGGAGCCAGCCGGGGACGCUUUCCAUAGACUAGCAACACUUCACGGAAGACUUCUGUAUCCUGCGGCGAGGAACGCUGCUGUCGGAGAAGGUUCCAUUUCCAUUUUUAAAGGUCUCAUUCAUUAAGGUGGAAAACUCAUAGGCUAAGAAAAGAAAACCACGUGUUCUUCCUGAAACUUGAACACACAAAGACACACCCACCACAUGCAUACACACCUGGGCUAGCUGGACAUGUCAGCAUGUUAAGUAAAAGAAGAGUUUAUGAAAUAAUAAUGCAGUUCUGAUAUAUUCGUUCUAAACCUCAAGAGUGCAAUCUUGUUUCAAAUACAGCAUAUUGUCUAUUUUUAAGGCCUCA
This is a messenger RNA of Eptesicus fuscus (big brown bat), 2277 nucleotides long. It is a transcript of the gene TRAF3, whose product is annotated as TNF receptor associated factor 3. The coding region runs from base 89 to 1795 and encodes 568 amino acids. The record is from RefSeq and is a predicted model, not a curated record. Gene Ontology annotation, molecular function: tumor necrosis factor receptor binding; zinc ion binding. Gene Ontology annotation, biological process: regulation of apoptotic process; protein K63-linked ubiquitination; tumor necrosis factor-mediated signaling pathway. Gene Ontology annotation, cellular component: plasma membrane signaling receptor complex. The transcript has 11 exons. Lineage: Eukaryota; Metazoa; Chordata; Mammalia; Chiroptera; Vespertilionidae.